AUGGAAGCGUCUACUCCAGAAAUUAUUCCUGCUCAAUCUGAUACUCCUGAAGAUACUCCGUCACCGUCCCCUGGACCACAAAAUAUGACCAAGUUCAAUUGGCUAAAGCAUUCUAGACGCAACAACCCGUUCGUGAAGUCUAGACCUUCGUUGACCAGGGACAAUUCCUCAGCUGAUCUCGUUUCCAGACAGAGCUCCAGCAGCGAUUUCUUCCAGAAUUCCAGGAUGAAUCUUUUCGAAACUCUCCCGAAACCCGAGGGGCAGAAUCAGGGAUAUAUGAAGGGAGUUUCGUUCAUCGGCUGGCAUCAGCGUACGAAGUUAGAACGAGUGCUACUAGUGACGACAGCUGUCCUCUUCUUGGGUAUAUUGUUGACCGCUACGUUGUUCCUAACAACACGAGGGACUGCAUAUUUACCAGUGCCUCCGUGUUACCAACCAGAGACCAAAGAUGCCAGUGUAUGUCUGUCAAGUUCGUGCAUAUAUACUGCGAGUGAAGUGAUAAGAGCCCUGGACACCAAUCAGGACCCAUGCGAUGACUUCUACGAAUUCGCCUGCGGAGGUUGGAUCAGGAACAACCCUAUCCCCGAGGGUAAAUCCACUUGGGGCAUCUUCAGCAAGAUAGAACUGCAGAACCAACUCAUCAUUCGCUAUGCACUUGAAAAAGUGAAUGUCACCGAUGGCGGCGCAGAGGCAAAAGCCCGCAUUUAUUACGACGCAUGCAUAGACACUAACGAGACCAUAGAAAAAAUGGGUGAGAAACCUCUGUUGUCCGUGAUCAAGGAGUUGGGUGGAUGGCACAUUCUACCCAGUACGACAGUGCAGCAUCAUAAAUGGAAUCUGCAGUCGUUACUCCAGGAUGUCCAAAACACAUACAACUUGGGCGGACUUUUCAAUUGGGCUGUUACAGAGGACGACAGAAAUUCCUCUGUUCACGUGAUUGUGUUAGAUCAAGGUGGCCUGAACUUACCGACCCGUGACAAUUAUCUCAACAAGACAGCGCAUAAGAAAGUCCUAGACGCUUACUUAGAUUAUAUGACACGCAUAUGCAUGCUACUUGGAGCCAACAAAACUGAAGCCAGGAUACAAAUGAGCAGAGUGAUUCAGUUUGAAACAGAGCUAGCUAAUAUAACGACACCUUCUGAAGACAGAAGGGACGAGGAAGGAUUAUAUAAUCCGUACACGAUAAGACAGUGGCAGAAAGAAGCGCCUUUUUUGAAUUGGACUCUAUUCUUCAAUAACGCAUUUAGUUUGGUUAACAGAAGUAUAUCGGAUACGGAGAGAAUUGUAGUUUACGCACCGGACUAUUUUAGGAAUCUCACUAAAGUUAUAGCUAAAUACAGCAAAACUGAAGAGGAUAAGAGGACCCUUACGAGUUAUAUGAUGUGGCAAGUUUCCCGGUCUCUGUCGACUUACCUAUCCAAGUCUUUCCGUGACGCCACCAAGAUCUUGAGGAAGGCUCUAUUCGGUUCCGAGGGUACGGAGGAAUCUUGGCGGUAUUGCGUCACUGACACUAAUAAUGCAAUAGGUUUCGCUGUGGGCGCAAUGUUUGUCCGUGAAGUGUUUCACGGAGAAGCUAAAACUCAAGGAGAGAUCAUGAUUGACAACAUUCGGUCAGCAUUUAAAAGAAACCUGGAACACUUGGACUGGAUGGAUUCUGAGACCAGAAACGCUGCUGAGGUAAAAGCUGACGCCAUCACGGAUAUGAUUGGUUUCCCAGACUACAUACUACAUAAGGAAGAGUUGGAUAAGCAGUAUGAAGGCUUAGAGGUGAAGCCAAACGAGUACUUCCAGAACAACAUUGCCUUCAAUAAGUUCAGUCUCACAAAUGAUCUGAAGAAGCUCGAUCAGCCCGUCAACAAAACUAAGUGGGGGAUGACUCCAUCAACAGUGAACGCUUACUACACGCCCACAAAGAAUCAAAUAGUAUUUCCGGCCGGUAUUCUCCAGCUGCCGUUUUAUGAUGGCGACAAUCCAAAGAGUGUGAACUACGGCGCCAUGGGAGUAGUGAUGGGGCACGAGCUGACCCACGCCUUUGAUGACCAGGGGAGGGAAUAUGACAGGUUCGGUAAUCUCAACCAAUGGUGGAACAAUGCUACUAUUGGUCGUUUCAAAAAGAGGGCGGAGUGUAUACAGAAACAAUACUCCGAUUAUAAAAUGGAGGGUCAACAUCUCAACGGCAAACAAACAUUGGGUGAAAACAUAGCUGAUAAUGGUGGACUGAAGGCCGCUUUCCACGCGUACUUGGAUUACAGUAAAACUGCUCGAGUGAAUGUCACGUUGCCCGGCCUCAAUUAUAACCAUAGGCAAUUGUUCUUCAUAUCCUUCGCACAGGUCUGGUGUUCAGCGAUGACCAAGGAGUCUACUAAGAUGCAGAUAGAGAAAGAUGACCACACAAUAGCGAAAUACAGGGUGAUUGGUCCAAUAUCCAAUCUCAAAGAGUUCUCCAAUGAAUUCGGCUGCUCCAUAGGCACCAAGAUGAAUCCUGAACACAAAUGCGAAGUGUGGUAGAGAUCUGAAAAGGACAAGUGAGAAGAGAAUGCAGGGUGACAAUUUUAAAUUCUCUUUACCAAAAUCUGUUUGAGCAUUUUUUAAAGCUGGUCACCGUGACAGUAGUGGAAACAUUUUCUUUGUAUUUGUUUAUUUUCUUUCUCUGAUUAGUAUGAGACGAUAUAUCCUGUGCCUGACUUAUUACAUAGGUGUUUCUUCUAUUCAAUACAAAGAAUUGGUUUUUUUUUGGAAACGGGUCUAAUUAUCCUAUUUUAAAAUCUAUUGUAAUCCCUUUCUAUUUGACAUGUGAUAGCGAUUGCAAUCACGAAAUUAUUUUGAAAAGUUAAGCAUUAGACGCUUACGUUUAAGUUACAAGUUUUUAUUAUUUCUUCUACAUUUAAAUAUUUUUUUUUCGAAAGCACCGCAAUUGCUUUAUACGUUACAUAAUUCCAUAAAUCGCUUUACCUUUGAGGGGGUUCGCGAUGGAAUAUGAAAUUAGACAAUUAGGCCACUGGUCUCAUACGGGUUACAUAAGGGUAUAAGUACGCGGUUGAUCGGGUGUAAUGCGCAUAGUAGACCGUAUCGUGUUUCAUGCCUGAUACGUUAAUAGCACUGUCAUGUCAUGUCACGGUGUAAUUGAAAAACCUUAUAAACAAAUUUUAAUUUUUAGAUUUAUGUCAAUGUGUUUGUAUUAAAAUGAAACACCCUGUAAAGCCAUAUGUUAUCGCUAUAAAGCUUUACUGUGUGCAUAUUUAUUUAAAACAAAAUGAAAGCGAACAAAUGAUUACGAGUCGGUGUAAUAAUUAAAAAACAGUGUUUAAAUUCAACACGACUUUUGGUUACUGCAAAAAGUAGUUGCAUUCAAUUUUGACCUUAACUUAAGGCUUAAAAUCGAAUGGAGAAAUUUGAGAUUUCAUAUUAACCUGAAGUGUUAUCGACUGUACCUAAUUAUUGCAUUUUAUAUCUAGAAUUAAAUUUGUACAUACCUAAUAUAUAUUAAUAUUAUAUUAUAGAGCUUAGCAAUGUUUAUAGUACAGUAACGGGUACAAUUUUUAUAAGGUUCACAUCCAUUAAAGAAGAAAGAGUUAAACCAAAGACAAAUCAAAGAUCCUCAUAAACAAACAAUGGCCGAACGCGAGUCGGACGAUU
This is a messenger RNA of Diatraea saccharalis (sugarcane borer), 3636 nucleotides long. NCBI's taxonomy places the organism in Eukaryota, Metazoa, Arthropoda, Insecta, Lepidoptera, Crambidae. The record is from the annotation of a GenBank genome assembly.